Molecule: messenger RNA, 9104 nt
Organism: Nilaparvata lugens (brown planthopper)
Lineage: Eukaryota; Metazoa; Arthropoda; Insecta; Hemiptera; Delphacidae
Product: protein bark beetle
Cellular component (GO): membrane
Source: RefSeq, a predicted model, not a curated record
CGUUGGUUUGGUGUUUGGCAGUUCAUUUGGCAACGUCGGUUGAGUGUAGUGCGUUUAUUGUUUCGCUGUGAGUUUGAAAUUUCGUUCGUUCGAUAUUAUUGUUUACGUUCAGACAACAAUCACGUGUACAGUGUUUGCAAUGUUCUACAACAACACAAUAUUCUCUACGAUCCGUUGUUUCGCACCAUGUUACCUUUGACAGUGAUUAUCUUUCCGUAAAAGUAGACAAUGAGAGUGCUUGUUUGCUACAGGUAAAUGGUGGAGCGUGUAGUGGUAACGCCCAUCUCAAGCAAUAUAUUUCCUCCAACUAUGGGAUAACCAGCAACCUGUAUGCAAUUCUAAUUUACAAUUAUUUUAACCGUGAUAAAUUCACCUGUAACAAGUUUUUAGUACAGGUGCUGUAGCCUUACAUAAACAAUGGCAGCAACCAAACGAAACAAAACAUUGGAGAGACGUUGGAGGACGUUACAUGAAACGGUUUAUGUUAUUUUUUUAUGUGUUCAAGUUUGUUCUUGUGAUACCACAUGGUAUCAGCAGUCGUCGACUACUCCGCAAUUCGAAAGGUCCCCCACGGAGGUGCCAGGGGGACUGAUCUCCAACCAGCUGAUGAAACUUGAAAGGACUUCCAGCCCGUUUCUUGUACGGGAGGAUAUCAUUGUUGACAGGUCUUCCGAACUCAUCAUUGAGAAAGGUGUUGAGAUACGAUUCGCCCCCAUGGUUGGAAUAACGGUUCGAGGGAUUUUCACUGCCAAGGGAACCGAAGACGAGAGAAUAGUGUUGAGGCCAACACUAGAACCGGAACGAACGUCAAGCUUCCGUAAAAUAAGACUGGUUGACGGCCCGUCCCCGUUAAAUGGCCGACUACAAAUAUUCCACCUCGACAAAUGGAGAUCUGUCUGCACCAAUUCAAGAAAUUGGACGAUAAGCGACUUGGAGGUGGUUUGCCGCGACCUGGGGCUCCAGGGCGGUGAGUGGGGGGGCUGGAUGGACCGGCAGCCGGGUCCCCAGCAGCCGCGACUCCUGCUGGAGCGACCGGCCUGUCGCGGCCAAGAGGCCUCCAUACGCGAGUGCGACUGGAACAGUCGGCAGCUUGGCGCGGGAGUUUGCGAUUAUCACCCGGACAUUUCGAUUCAGUGCUCAGCCCACCAUGUCACAUCACCGGACAUAGCUCAACAUUGGCGAGGUUUGAAGUUCGAACAUGCUCAAUACGAAAGAAAAUUGACGCUACAAAAUACGCUCUACGUUCAAUCAUCCCAUUCCGAACUCUCUUAUGUUGACAUCAGGUUUGCUGGGUCAGGUCGCGACUACAAUGUCAGUUCGGCUGUUCAUGUUGAAGGAGUUCCACCGGCAAUGAACUCUGUGAUAGUCUCUCACUCCGCAUUCACUGGCAUCAACAUCACUGCCCCCGGUGCCCCUCUCACAUUCAACAAUUGCACCAUCAGGAACAAUAGAGGAUAUGGACUGUACGUGAACUCAUCAACUGGUGGAGUUUUGGUUAAUGGAUGUUUGAUCAAUGACAAUGGAGCAGAUGGCAUAAAAUAUGUGCAAUACAAUGAACUAAUAACAUCGAGGAAAGAUAUUUAUGACUUCUGUACAUUCCCUAUCACUGCCAGUCAAACUUUCCCACUGUCUAUAUCGUUCGACCAGAAUAAUUUCAACCCGUUGAAUAAGGAUUGCAAUAAGGUUUUCUUCACGAAAGAAGGCUACGUUUUGACAUUUCACUUCCUGCAGGCGGUAACAGAUCGCAAUGAAAGUGCUAGAAUUAUAAUUCACGAUGGAGGUGGACCCAACGAAAGGGUGCUUGCUGAAUUGAAGAUCAGAAACAAUACAAAGCCUCAGAGUAUCACUACGACUAGAAGUAACAUGUAUGUCAGAUUCUCGGCACAACCUUUCACCAAUACUGUUGGAUUCUUACGAAUAACGUCCGGACCAUCGAAAUGGUACGACCUGAACGUUACCGACUCAACCGUAGCCGACAACGGCGGUCGAGGGAUCGCAAUCGAAAAGCUGCAAAGUCACGUGCACAUCCAGCGAACGUCUGUUUCGAACAACAACUACGUGGCAGGUGUGCAUGUCCUGUACGGAACUGGGGCUGUUAACAUAACCGACUCGCGAAUCGCCUUCAACAAAGGAGACGGCCUCAACGUCAGUUACACCGGCGGAACUGUCAACGUCACCCGGACAUCGUUGUCGUCGAACAAUGGCUACGGCGUUGCCGUCUGGCUGAACGACACAAAAACGCCCGAAUACGAAUCGUUCCACCAGGAGACAAUCGUCGCUUACAGCGAAAUAUUCAAGAACGUCGAGACUGGAAUUCUAGUCGGCAACUUCUGCAGAAACUCGAUUGUAAACAUAACCGGCAACUGGUUCAAUCUGAGCUUGGCGAACGCUGUUGAAGUCAAAUCUUGCUGGAAAGUCAACUCCGACAUCCUAAAACUACAAAUCGGUCACAACGUGUUCAUUCAAAAAAAACUGGGAAUCAAAAUUCGACCCGCCGUGAAUAUGGAUGCGGUGAUCGAAUUCAACCGAAUCACUGGUCAUCAGUAUGGUGGUAUAUUGAUUAAAAACGACCAGUUUGAAGAGUUUGAACUGAUGAAAACGUCGGUUUUGAUAAGGAAUAAUGAGUUUUUCGAUAAUAGAGGGGUGUACGUGAUUAAUAUCGGACUAUCGCCCUAUAGUGAUCUGCACUACGCUCUACUGACGUGGAACUUUAUCAAGGACAAUAAAAUCAAGGAACCUUUUGAUGGUGAGAGGGAACAAAAAAGACUGAUACCCCGUAGUAGAGUAGCGGCUCCGUUGGUGAUUUCCUCAGCCAACGUGAACGUCUUCCGAAACAUUCUGCAGAACCAUGACUCUGAUUACGAAAUAGGAUCUCAGCUUGAAGACCAGAGUCAAACGAUCAACUGCACCUACAACUGGCUGAGCUACUCCAGCGAGGAAAGAAUCUAUAACAGACUUUUCCACAGGAAGGACCGUUACAACUUGGCAAAGAUUGAAUACAUGCCGUUUCUGCUACACAGCAGCAACCCUGGUGCCAGCACCAUCAUGGCCUAUCCGACAUUUGUGCCGCAGUUCCAAACGAACGUGAAUUCAGGCAUUGGCGGCGAGGUGGACGGCAUGGAGAGUCUGAGAGCCGGCGAGUAUCUGGUCAACAGGGAUAUCAACAUCCGUCCCGGCGGCAGGCUCACUCUCGAACCCGGUGUUACACUUCGUUUUCCACCAGGAGUCGGUAUGAUGGUAGCCGGCAAACUGGAAGCCAGAGGCAGAUUCGCCAAUGAUAUUUUGCUAACUCUAGUUCAGGAGGCGCCGCCCCCAGUCAUGGAAAUCGAGACCGAAUCUCCAAUUCCCCAACCCGAUCUUCUGCCCGUCAGACUCAUUGGAGGUCGUACACCACAUGAAGGCAGGCUGCAGGUGAAAAUAGGAGAAGAAUGGGGUACAAUUUGCAACUACGGGUGGACAAUGAGGGAUGCAGCCCUGGUUUGCCAUCAGCUUGGUCUGGUACUUAAUCCUAACGACUGGUUCUUGAUGGGUGCUGAUAUACCUGUUGCUGGUACCAGGGAAAUACUACUCAGCAACGUGCAAUGCACAGAGGAGGAUGUCGACAUAACGGAGUGUCGCGCUGAGAGGGCGAACGACAUGGAGAAGUCGUGUAGUCACGAUCAUGACGUCGGUCUCCGUUGCUACGAGCCGCACUGGGCGGGUGUCCGCCUAGGGGUGCUCGCCGAGAAGUCGCAUCUCCAGUAUCUCACCAUCGAACGCGCCGGCAUGCUAGAUUACGCCACUAAUACGUUCAAACCAGCUCUGCAAGUGGACUUUUCUCGGCAUGCCUUUGAGAGUGUUCGCCUGGUUAACAAUGUCCAAGAUGGUCUUGGCAUUGUCUACUCUGACGUGCAUUCAACAUCGGGCAAUACGGCCAAAAGCUGUGAGUUCAGUAAUAAUCGGGGCAGUGGUGUUAACAUGAAGCAACUGGGAUUCAAAAUUAUGGGUUCUUCGAUUGAAAACAAUUUGAUAGCUGGUAUCAGACAUGAUCCUCAGAUGACCAACAGUUACCGCCGGGAGCUGGCCGGCUGGUUCAAGCCUGUUCCGGAUCUGGUCACCCAGUUCAAUCCCUACGAGCCUGUGUUCAUCCCACAGGCGUUUCCUAGCAUCGAUUUGGAAGAGGGGCAAACAAAAUACCUAAUUACACAAAGAGUGACACAUGAUCCAAUCGACAAGACAUUCACAAUAAGGAGUAAACCAGGAUUUGCAGUGGGCAUACAACUGCUCAAUCCCAUCCACAACAGAAGUACAGAAGAGAUAAUAAUCAUUGACAGUCACACACAAAAUGUGAAUUCCAAGUUUGGUGUGACCACGUGGAAUGUCCGUCGCGACUUGACUGUGUUUCCGACAACCAGCGGCUCCUAUGGAAUUAUUCUGGAAUACCGUAGUGGCACAGAUGCUAUUGGUGAAGCUGUGAUCGCCGUCUCUUCAAUACGUGCUACUCCAAGCACCGACACACUUGGCAGGUAUAUUCGUGGACCAAUUCCCACAUUGACUGUGACCAAAUCUCGAAUAAAAGGAAAUUCUCGUGGUAUCUGGGCGUCGUUCUACAACAGGCAUUUGAAUGAAUACUAUGAGCAUUACCUGAGGAACGCCAACGAGUCCAUCCAAAUUGUGGGCUGCGACAUAUCUCACAACAAUGAGGAAGCUAUCUAUGUCAACUCGCCCUAUUGGAAUAUAUCGCCUUGCAAUAUAUCUGAAAUCGCAAUACUCAUAAACAAUUCAUUGAUUACUGAUAAUGGAAGAGGGAUCUACCAGUUUAGCAGGGAUCUGCGAGACUCGAACAAUCUAUUCCACUGGCACCUGCACGACAACUCGAUAGAACGCAACAUGGCGGGCGGUCUACAGCUGUCGUUGCCCUAUGUCUGGCAGUACAACCAGAACUUCACGCACUCCAUCCGUCUCAGAAACAACACCUGGCGCAACAACCAGCAGUUCGGCGUCACAAUCGGCGGCCAUUUCGCCCGACUGAACAUCACCAGGAACGUGUUCGAAGAUAAUGUCUGCAAGCACGGGUUGAUCUCAAUUCAGGGCAUGGAGAAGAAACUAUUGAUUGCUAAGAAUAUAAUUGAGAGGAACACUGGAAACUUUAUGAUUGAGUUUAAAGCUGACAGCCAGUCGGAAAUCAUGGAUCACAAUUUGGAUGCCAUCUGCACGGAAAACCUCAUAAAAAAGAACAGACCUCCGACGCCAGAGACGCCGUCCAGUGUGAUAGUUUUCGACGGCUUGCAACUAGUGAAGGUGCACCGUAACUUGCUGGGCAACAACAGCUUGGCCUACUCUCUGGUGGCGGGAGUGCGAACUGCGCGUCUCAACUCCUAUCUGGAUGUGAUUGAGAACUGGUGGGGGUCCACCAACCUCCAAGACAUCAAAGCCAAGAUAUUCGACUUCGAUGACUGGAAUAAUCAUGCUCAGGCCACAUUCAGGCCUUUCUUGAUCGAGGAGUCAUUUGAGGGAUCGCUAUCGGGACCAUGGGAUCAGCCAGACAUUAUCGACCUGGACGAUCUGGGAGGCCGGCUGACCAGAUCGCUGACUCUGCAUCCGAGGGAGACGCCUUACGUCCUCCGAUCCGACCUGACUGUUAUGCCCGAUGUGACACUGACCCUGCUGCCGGGAGUUGUCAUGGAAUUCCAUCCGAAUGUUGGCAUCCUGGUUCUCGGCCGAUUGUUCGCGAGGGGAAGGCGCGGUGAAGAGAUUGUGUUCCAGCCGCAUCCUGAUGUUGUAGGCUCCAAGCCUCUGGCACCUAUCCGGCAAAGGAGCCUAAGGUUGUGCACAGGCCAGAACUGCGUGCAACCAACGGAAAAAGGCGAAGGGUUUUUGGAAUAUCUGAACUCGACAACGUUGCAGUGGGUUCCCGUCUGUGAUAGCAGGUUCUCUGAGAAGAAUGCAGAAGUUGUGUGUCGUGAACUCGGCUUGGAGUCACUGAAUGCCUGGGUGUCUCACGGACCUCGUGUCGAAUUCCAUCCUAAUUCACUGUCUAGGAUUUGGUCUUAUCCGGAACCUGUUCAGUGUACAGGUGAGGAGUCGAGACUUGAAGACUGUGACAUUAGACUGAACGGACAGCUGCACGGAAAACGGCACCUCUGCUACUGGAACAGUAAUUUUGUGUUCGUCAAAUGCGGACAGAGAAACCUGCCUGCGGGCUCCGAUUACUGGGGUGGUAUCAGAUUUGCAAGCUCAGACUUUGAACAGAACUCGUUCGAGCACAGAGUCCACGACACGGUCACCCACGAGACGAUCCAGCGAACCGACUCAGUUGUGGAGUUCGCCAACAUCACUGGAGCCGGAAUUCUGCACAAUCAGCGGUCGCCCGCCAUCUUGGCCGUUUCCAAAUCUCCAAUCAUCACCAACGUCAACAUCACCAAUUCGGCUUCUCAUGGCAUCUCUCUCAUUUCGCCUUCGGAUAGUGUCAAUCUUCUUUUCAAUUGGAUACAACACUCGCUCGGGUUUGGCGUGACGUUGGCGUCGCUGACUGGAGAAGGCCGGGAGAGCGAAGAGAGUUCGUUCACACCGGCCAGAAACGUGUAUCUGCCUCAGAAUGUGUUCAGCAUGGUCGACAUGUGUGACCCCACUAAACAGAUCUUUGUGCAGGAGAGAAUCUUCGUCUACUACAAGUACCAGAAUAGGCCUGUCAACUGUGUCAAGAUUUUCUACAGCUCGUUCAGUGUCAAGCCUUUCGGAUUCAGGUUACUACAGUUCAAUAUGCUGAACUCAACCGAUGAAAUAAAGCUCUACGAUGGAAAUAUAUACUCGCCUCAAUGGUCGAAGCUAUUGGCUACAAUAAACAGCAAGUCGGGAAUGGAGAAGAAAUUCAUCACCACCAAAACUAUCAGUUUGAGUAUGAAAAUGGUGACCAGCGGAGCCUCUGAGAACUAUGGCUUCAUUGCUGAAAUAGUCACGCUUCCGAUCUCCGCUAUUGGAUUCAAUCGUGACGUCCAGCAUAACAUCUCGUAUUCGUCGUUGAAACACAACUGGCAAGGCGCUGUUCAGUAUGUGAGCGCCGGAGAGGUGAAUCCAAGGACAACCUUGGAAUGGAAUCAGAUCGAGGACAAUGGGGUUCAGCUCUACGGAAACUUCACCACUUGCAAAGCGGCUGUCGAGCUAGACCUGCAAAACACUCAAAAUCUUCAUUUCCGGAACAAUCUGGUGAAAGGCAACCAAGGUGGUCUGUGGAUAAGGGCAGACUCGCGCGGUACAGCUACUUCGUUGAAAGGGUGGAUUCACAACAAUCUGUUCGCCAACAACUAUCAGAACCCAGCGCUGAGUGUGGAGGGACGUCAGAGCAGUCCCUAUCAGGAAGUCACCAUCUACAGGAACUAUUGGACUCAGAACAGAGCUCCCUAUCAGAACAUCAUCAAAUUGAAUCAGGUCGUCUCAAAUUUUACAUUCAACUACGUCCACAGAAAUCUUGGCAGCCACAUAUUAGAAGUAUCUGGAUUUGAAAGAGUCAGGCUUCCAAUAUAUCAGACAACUUCGCAUAAUGGAUUCUACUGGAAUUACGCCACGGAACGAGACUCAAGGGGUACCAUUGUCGCUGGUACAGCGGGCCAACAUUACAUCGAUAAUGUAUUUUUCAAUCCUGAGAACGAUUUCGAGAUUGUUACCGUCAAUAGAUCAUUAUUGGAUAUCUUUAAAACGCCGAUCGAUGCGAAGCACAACUACUGGAGUUUCAACGAGACUCUGGCGGUGAGCGGACGAAUCAAGGACCGCCUUGACGAGCCGCACCUCCUCGAAGUGGACUUCAGGCCCUACCACAUGAACAACAAGACCAUUCUGGACGGGAAGUGUCCGCCCGGCUGGAGUCUGGUCGGCGACACCUGCUACAUCUACAUCGGCGCACCCAUGACCUUCAGAGAGGCCAGGGAGUUCUGCAGGAGUGACAACGCGUCAAUGCCUUACGUGAUGGGCAACCAUUUUGCGCUGUACCAGUUUCUUCGCAAGCAGCAAGAGAAGUUCAACUUCUACGACCGCGUGUGGGUGCAACACAUCGACAAGAUCAACGAGUGUACUGUCUUUGUCUUCCAAAGGAUCGAGACCGAUCACUGCCAGAGACUCAAUCCGUUCCUGUGUGAAAUGGACCCGAAAGUAGUGAUCGACCCGCUGAGCUGGCGAGGCGACAUUGUGAUAAUAGCUGUGAUGGGAUCAGCCGUGUUACUAGUGCUGCUGAUUCUGCUGAUCGCAGGCUUCUGGUACUCCAAGUCGCGCCACCGUCACUCGGAGCGACUGCAGCGUCGCAACUCCAUCCGACAGUCUCUGCAUUCGGUGCGGUCCAUCGGAUCGUCGCAUGGUGGCUUCUCCACAAUCGGAUACAAUCGCAAGGGACCUUCUAGUCGACAGCCCAGUCCAACUCUAAACAAAGGCAGUGACUACAAAAAGAUGAAUGGCAGCGUGGAUUCAAUGGACAAGUCGCAACUCAAUUCAUCUCUUGAAGAAGACACGCAAAGCUAUGACAUCUAUGAAGCUCAUAAUCCAUCGGCCGCUGAGGCCAUCAAUCCCGGCUUUGAUUUGGCUUACAGAAAUGAGGGGUUCAAGGACAACUCAACAUUCGCAUCUCGAGACCACAGCACGUGGCAGUCGACCGAAGACUACCUGCAGAACUCGUCAACACUGCCGUUGAAUGCCAGUCUCGGCCUCACCGAUUCGACACUGGAUGGCCUCAAAUCGGAGAAAGACUACCAACAGGACCGGGACUAUCCGGUCUACUACGAACGGCCGAAAAGCUCCGGUGCUCUACUGGAAACCAACCUGGACGCCCCCCUGCCCUCUCCGGCACCCCCUCCACGUGCCAAGUCCGAGGUUCUGCUCGAGACCAACCUCGAUUACCCGCCUCCCCCUCCGCCGCAUCACCAACACGAUCUCAGCUCGUUUCGUAGUAAAAGUCAACCUUUAGAAACUGCAAUGUAACUUAAUUAUUAGUGUAGUGAGAUGUGCAAACUGUCAGGAUUGUUUGAAUGUAUUAUAAUUUAUAUUAUUCACAAGGAAUGCUGACAGAUUAAAGCUGGAUUCUCAUAUAUUAAGUGGUAGAGUGGACAAUAUUGUCCAAACUUCGCCACGUCAACAUAAAU